Cotesia congregata is the source of this 2065-nucleotide messenger RNA. Lineage: Eukaryota; Metazoa; Arthropoda; Insecta; Hymenoptera; Braconidae. The record is from the annotation of a GenBank genome assembly.
CAUCAACAUGCAGCCGAUUUUCUUUGGAAUUCUCGCAAUAAUUGCCCUUGCAAGUACUAAUGCAAGGGAAAUUCCUUCAAGAGUAGUCGGCGGUGAAGAUGCUGCUGAAGGAGCUCAUCCUUGGCAAGUUUCACUGAGAAAAUAUAACUCUCAUUUUUGUGGAGGAGUUAUUGUUAACGAACGCUGGAUUUUGACUGCUGCUCAUUGCAUUGUUUAUUUACCAAAAUCAUUCAUAACAAUUGUCGCUGGAACAAAUUCACUGAGCAACAGCGGCAAUGUUUACGAAGUAGAUGAAAUUUUCGUCCACGACUUUUCUCCAUCAACAAUAAUCAAUGACAUUGCAUUGAUCCGCACUACCUCUGAAAUAGAAUUCUCUGACAAAAUUCAGCCGAUUAAAAUCAGCGAGCAGAAUUUCUAUGCUCACGGAGACCCUGCGGUUCUCACCGGGUGGGGAUACACCGGCGUAACACCUGACAGACUUAAGGAGAUAAAUUUGAGAAUUUACGAGCAAUCUGAGUGCCAGAAACAUUGGUGGAGCUUACCUGAGAGCCAAAUUUGCACCCUGACAGAGGCAGGGGAAGGUGCUUGCAUGGGUGACUCGGGCGGACCAUUGGUAGCCGACGGUGUCCAGAUUGGAAUUGUUUCCUACGGAAAACCAUGCGCCCAAGGGUUCCCAGAUGUUUACACCCGCGUACGCGAAAAUUCUCAUUAUUGCGGGGCUGUGGUCCUUAAUAGCCGCUGGGUAAUUACUGCUGCACAUUGCGUUGUUCUGGUGAAUACAACCGGAGUGACAGCAGUAGUCGGCACCAACACCCUCUCAUCAGGCGGCAAGGUAUACCACCCGGACUUAUUCAUAGUCCACAAAGACUACAAGCUCGCAGUGAUCAACGACAUCGCGCUGAUCAGAGUCUCCAAGGCGAUGAAAUUCACCCGGAAAGUCCAGCCGGUUCUGCUGCCAACCACUGACUCCUUAACAAAAUCCUACCCCGUGACACUGUCCGGGUGGGGAAGAAACAGUACUAACGGAGCAAUUCCAGAGAAUCUUCAAGAGAUUGACCUGAUGGUGAUCAGCCAGCUCAAGUGCAGGAUCUACCACCCGAUUUUGUUAACUAGAGGACACAUUUGCACCCUGACUGGAGACUCAGGUGGACCGUUGACUGCCAAUGGCACUCUAGUUGGCAUAGUAUCUUUUGGAAGUCCAUGUGCUAAGGGAGUUCCUGAUGUUUAUACUCGCGUCUAUCACUACUUAAACUGGAUCAAUCAGACACUUGCUAAAGCUAAUACAAAUUACGAUGAUGAUAUUCCGAAUUUUGAUGGCGCGUAUCCUUAUCAAGCUUCUUUGAGACUUUCCGGGUUUCAUUUUUGCGGAGGAGUUGUUAUUAAUGAUCGCUGGGUUCUUACCGCUGCGCAUUGUCUUUAUUACAUGAACAUACAAAACAUCACGGUAGUAGUCGGAACAAACAGCCUGAAGAUAGGCGGAGACGUUUACAAGACAAACUACACUACAGUUCACAAAAACUACACAGGAGACCUGACAAGCGACAUUGCGCUGUUAAGAAUCUCCGGGAAGUUCAACUUGACAAAGAAAGUGGCGCCAAUCCCCCUGGCGGUGAAGGACGAAACUAAAAAAGAGUACCCCGCUAAGCUCUCCGGAUGGGGAACCACCAUCUUGGGCGGAGCGGCGCCGGAUAAACUUCAAGAGAUAAAUCUUACGGUGAUUUCGCAGGUUAGGUGCAAAAGCUAUCACUCGAUAGUCACAGCAGGGCACAUUUGCACCUUGACCACCAAGGGAGAAGGCGCUUGUCAUGGUGACUCCGGUGGACCGCUAACCGCAAAUGGAACUCUCAUUGGACUGGUUUCUUUUGGACGACCCUGCGCGGUAGGGUACCCAGAUGUCUACACCAGAGUUUUCUUCUACCGAGACUGGAUCAAGAAGGCCAUUGCUAAUGCUGAUAAGCCUCACGAUGAAGAUGAUAUUGGGAAUUUUUAGGUGUGAUUCUGCAUUAAUAAUGUAUUGCCUUAAAAUGUGCUAAUAAAAAUAUAAAAUUGUUAAAAUAUUAAAAGA